Messenger RNA from Coregonus clupeaformis (lake whitefish), 836 nucleotides. RefSeq names its product mitochondrial import receptor subunit TOM5 homolog. The record is from RefSeq and is a predicted model, not a curated record. Gene Ontology annotation, cellular component: mitochondrial outer membrane translocase complex. Bases 301 to 456 code for a protein of 51 amino acids. The transcript has 2 exons. Lineage: Eukaryota; Metazoa; Chordata; Actinopteri; Salmoniformes; Salmonidae.
GUCAUCGUUUGUGCUGCUGGCGGCAGAACACAAGUAAAGGCUGGUGAAAUGAUCGUGCCUUUGGUGAUCAAAACAGCUAAUAACCUAGCUAAAUACUGACAUUAUCCUCAAUCGCGAUAUCUGUCCAUCGUGUCAGCUCAAACUGAACUACAAGGUGCAUUUCCGACACACAUUUUCGUGGCCAUUCAAGGUGUAGUGUCCUCUGACUGUCUAGCUCUAGCUAAUAACAUAGCAUAGUAGGCUAUUGAUUAACAGACAGACGCUAAUCAGAUCACAUCACCGCCUGCUAAUUAACUAAAGAUGCUGAAAAUGGAGGGACUCGGGUCGAAGAUGGACCCGGAGGAGAUGAAGAGGAAGAUGAGGGAAGAUGUCUUGUCUUCGGUCAGGAACUUUCUCCUCUACGUCGCCCUGCUCCGAGUCAUACCAUCCGUUCUUCAGAAGCUGGAUAGCAUAUGAAUAGAAUCCGCCUUCGCUCACCCUCUCCCCACAAGACCAACAUCACACAGAAUGAUUCAGAACAACAACAACAACAAGCUGGUGAAGUUGCUACCCAACAGGAACAACCAUGACGACAACAACAACAACAACACAACAACAACAACAACAACAAGCUGGUGUAGAUGCUUCUAGACAAAAACAUCCAGUUGGGAUCAUUAUGAAAAAGUUAAUUUCACCACCAUGGUCUUUUAAGUUAUGUAGCCGACCAAUUGCUCAUUUCUAGCCUACUGUGAUACUUGUGAGUUUAUCUGAUGUCAUUGACGAUUUCUAACAGAUACACCUUGAUGUUGUUUUGUCCUGUUCUUACUUUACUUGAAUAAACUCAAGUCUUGAAUGUA